AUGGCGAAGGGCGGCGCUGCCACGGUCCUCGCCGUCCUGGCCGCGGCCACGCUGCUCCGACUGGAGCACCUAGCCAAGAACGACGGGGUCGGGGAGAAGCUCGACAUCGACUUCGUGGUAUCCACCGGGGUCAAUUUCUACGACAUGGACAUCUACAGGGCGAACAGCUUACAGAAGCCGUGGUACCUAGCAUACUGUGUCAUCGCAAUCGAGUCAGCUGGGCGGCAGAUUCCUAUGGUCUUCCUGGGGAUGAUCAAGGAGGACUUUAACAAGAGAUAUGCAGGGGGCAAAGCAGCAACAGCUACAGCCAACAGUCUCACCCGAGAUUUCGGGUUGAGGCUUAGAGACCAGAUGCAGUACUGUACUGAUCACCCAGAGGAGGUGAGUAAGCUGUCCAAAGUGAAGGCUCAGGUCGAACAAGUGAAAAGCAUCAUGAUGGAAAACAUCGACAAAGCCCGCUCCGCAAUUGUCUGGACCAUCUCAUGCUUGCUAGAUGCAGAGAAGAUUUUGGUAGAAAGUUGCUUCGCACAGACCUUGCUGAACAUUUGCCAUGGCGAUCACUGCCAGUCUGCCACCAAGACACUUAUUUAG
This is a messenger RNA of Miscanthus lutarioriparius, 591 nucleotides long. Lineage: Eukaryota; Viridiplantae; Streptophyta; Magnoliopsida; Poales; Poaceae. The record is from the annotation of a GenBank genome assembly.